GACGCAAUCGGGGAGCUUUUCCUUCCAAUUCCACAUCAUUGACAUAUGGAGCCCAGUUUCCCCCUCGCGGUCCCUCCGGCCUGCCGCGACUGCGGAAAACCUUGCAAGCUCUACCAUGCCAGGAGCACAGGGCGUCCGUACUACGCCUGCCGCCGUUGGGAUGAGAGCGACUAUCACCCGAAGUCUGUCUUUGCUUGCUUCGACGACUCGACCGGCGUAUCCAGCGCCAAUCCACCCUGCUACUGCGAGUACAGCAGUCGGCGAACCAAGAGAAACAACGGCGAUUCACACUUCUUUUCCUGCCCCAUCGGCAAGUGCAGCUAUAUUGUGUCUGAUGACACGACAGAAAGUAGCGCCGAUGAGAGUGACUCGAAAUAUACCACCAUGUCAUUGAGCACAGCUCUAAGAACCACAGCGAGCCCCGAACCCGGCUGGCUUUUCGGGCGCCCCCAAUCGAACACGUCUCAGCCCAGCAGGGCGUUCACACUUGUGUCCUCCCCCUUGAUCACAGCAUCCUCCACACAGUCUGGUGCCUUUGCCGCCGAUGAUGUCUUCCGCGCCCCGGCUCCGGCUUCAACCGUACAGGGAUCCAUAGUGCCGGCGCCCACGGCUCCGCCCAGCGGACCCACGACCGAUAUGCCAUCCAGGUUCGGAGCUACAGCUACUGUUUUCGGAUCCCCUGCCGACGAAUACGCGACACAAUCCAGUAUUCCUGCGGGCGGCCUCUCCGGGUCUGCGCCGGUCGUGUCGACAAGCCCGUCCACCACUCCCCAACUCCAGCCAACGUUCGUCUUUUCUUCGCCAACCACAGCGCCGACGUCACAAUCCAAUAUCAUCACCAGCGGACUCUCGGGGCUCUCACUUCCAGAAUCUGCCAACAAGUGCACUAUUCCGCCGACUACAGCAAGCCCACCACAACCCGCCGCGAUGGUCGGCUUCACGCUCCCAGCAACUGCCACAGGAAGUCGCAGUGAGUGUGCGGCGGCUUCUCUGCCCAAAUCCCCGCAAACUUCAAUCGUCCCACUCGAUAACAGUGGUGAUCUUGGCGACACCUGUGAACCGAUGAAGCUAGUUGUGCAGCCGCGACGAUCUGUUUGUGAAAGCAAGUUUGACGAGAAAAUGACCAGGUCGCGCAGGUCGCCGUUGUGCUGUUGCAUGAUGUAA
Molecule: messenger RNA, 1164 nt
Organism: Emericellopsis atlantica
Lineage: Eukaryota; Fungi; Ascomycota; Sordariomycetes; Hypocreales; Bionectriaceae
Exons: 1
Coding region: 46-1164 (372 amino acids)
Source: RefSeq, a predicted model, not a curated record